UUUCGGGGCACACUACUUCCCUCGUUCAGAAGUUGAGGACAUCUUCUCUGUUAUUUGCCAAUUACCCUUGUGGAGCUUUGCUUUGAAUUGAUGAAUUCACGUCUUUCAGUGUGUAUUGGGUCCAAAUCGUGUUCGGAUUCUUUUACUCAUUGAGUGCUUGUUGAUUUAUUUUAUCUGUAGGAAUUCUGGUAAUAUGAUUUAUUGUUUGCGCGUACAUCAUUUCCAAUAUGAUAUCUGUCUGCAUGCCUUGUAUAGGCCUCUGGCCAUGCACGUCGUGUGACGGUUUGAUUAUUGAGUAUCGAGUGCUUUUAAUCGGCACCUUAUAAUUAUUAAAAGAUGAGAAAUAUUUGAUCAUCUGCUUAUGCAUUAAUUUCCAUUUAUUGGGACGAUCCCUAGCUACUUCUGUAAAUGACUCUUUUGUCUAACGUUGGAAAUUGAGGCAGUUAAAACAUGAGUGGUUUCGUUAUGCCUGUAUGCUGCUUCUUGAUUUUAAGUAUUCCCUGAAAGUACACGAGAGCGUUGGGGAAAAAGCUGAAAUUGGGUAAAAGAAGAGUAUCGAAAACAUUUCUUUUAGUAUUUUACUAUUCUUUGUUGGUUAAAUAAUGAUUUUUGCAAGUUAAAAUGAUAUUUACCAUUUUCUUCGGAGAGAACCGAUGAUUUGUUAGGGGUUGUAUGCAACUCUCCUACUUUUAUGCAUCUCUGCUGCUGAAUAUCACUGUUACUCGAAUGCUUUGGAUCGUAAGCCUAUUAAUACUUGUCGAGUUAAUCUUCUUAUCUCUGGCUGCAGUAAACGGUAUCAACAGUCAUAUGGGUUUGCUUGGCAAUUAAAUGCUCGUAUCUUAGUGACCUUAGGCAACAUCUUUUGUGGAUUCCGGCUUGAACUUUCUCAAGUCAUUCAGAUGAAUAGUUAUUGAUGUGUACUUGGAACCGACAGGGUAACAGCAAUAUGAUACUGUUACCCCCUAUUAGGGUAGUUUUAUCUCCUAGUGAUGAUACAAGAAGCAAUUGGUUACAGUCAUGCAAAGAAGCCUUUCACGUGAAGAUUGAUGACAACUUGUUUGAUGGGGUCUUUGAGAAGAAAAAACAAUUUGUGUAGCAUUUUUUGAAAAAUAAUGGAAGCACGCCCUGCUUUUUCCAUUGAAAGAUCAAGUGCAAAGCAACUCAGUAGCAUGGGAAUGUCUGGAGCACUGUCUUCGUCUCUGCCUGUCCACCCAACACCCAUAGAAGAGACAUAUUCCAAGUUACCCGAUUCUCAGCAGGUUUUUGUGGAAAAAGAGCACUCGGAAAGACCUGUCGCUUACUCAAGUCAUUUAAAUUCCAGCGGAGCAGUUGGGCACAUGUUUUCAUCAUCCCCUGGAUAUUCUACUGAUCUUCAUCACUCAUCCCUUUCACCUCAUGGAAAACACUCAAGAAAUUCGCAUUUUAUUUCACAGUCUUCGAGUAACAUGGCAUCACUGCCAUUGACAUAUUCUUCAAGUACCGGACCACUGCCUUCUACAACAUCAACUUGUUAUUCCAAAGAAAGUAAUGGGUCGUGGGCUUUAGAUUCCUUCCCAAACAUUCUUGAUUUUCCUGUAGAUACUUCCAUUAAGGAUAGUCAAGUAGAAGGCAGUGCCUGCAAUAUGAUGGCACCUGAUGAGUAUGGUAAAAGAAAUGACUGGCAGGAGUGGGCUGAUCAACUGAUCAAUGAUGAUGAUGCAUUGGCUUCUAACUGGAACGACAUUCUUGUUGACCCCAGCAUUCAUGAUCCUGAACCAAAGGUGUCAUGCCAGAAUUCAAAAUCAUCUUCACAAUUGCCAGGGCAGCAGUCUCAAGGUCGCCAGCAACUUUCAGCUUCGUUGGGCGAAAAACAUGCUAGUGCUCCACCCUCUUCCUCAGCAAAUUCUGCUUCUGCCAAGCCACGAAUGCGUUGGACACCAGAGCUUCAUGAGGCCUUUGUGGAGGCUGUCAGCCAACUUGGUGGGAGUGAAAGAGCAACCCCUAAGGGUGUGCUGAAGCUUAUGAAAGUUGAAGGCUUAACAAUAUAUCAUGUUAAAAGCCACUUGCAGAAAUAUAGGACAGCUAGAUAUAGGCCGGAUUCAUCUGAAGGAUCCUCUGAGAAAAAGUUAACUCCAGUGGAAGAGAUGACAUCUCUAGACUUGAAAACUGGUAUUGAGCUCACUGAAGCUUUGAGACUCCAGAUGGAGGUUCAGAAGCGCCUGCAUGAACAACUAGAGAUUCAAAGGAAUUUGCAGUUGCGGAUUGAAGAACAAGGAAGGUGCCUCCAAAUGAUGUUUGAGCAGCAAUGCAAAUCUGGUGUCGAAAAGUUUAAGGCAGCAUCAUCUGCCAUUGAUGAUCCCUCUGGAGUGUCAUCAGAUGCUAUUAAAGAUUCUUCUGCCAAAACUGAAGUGGAUGUCUCCCAAGCGGGCCAUUGCCAAUCAGGAACUGAGCAAGAUAAUAGCAAUGCCAUAGUUGAAGAAUGCUUACUGAAAGAUGAUGACAAGCAUAAUGCUCCUGAAAGUCACAGUUCUGAUAGUCCUAAGCAACAUGCGAGUGAAGAUGAUGUUAAUGCUCAACCAUCAAAGCGUCAAAGGACAGACGAAUAAGUCAAAUCCCAAAUGAUCUGCUGAAUCAGCAUUUGACUGACUGGACAAUACUGAUUCAAGAAGAAAUUUUUGUUUAGUGAGAAAGACUAGGCUGAAUGUUGGGUAAAACCUCUUGGUAAUUAAUUCAAUGUGUAACUUUCAUUGUGUUAGAUAUAAGAUAAUGCGUCAAAGUUUUGAUAAUGAUUGUCUUCAAGCUCAACACGUUUUUUCCAUUGUGCAUCCUAGUCAUGCGAUGCUGAGAUUCCAAAUUGAGCUCAUUGAUUACUUCCAUGAAGGUGUUUGUUUGUACUUUGUAGUGAAUCAAUCAUAUCAUUAAUAAAAUUAUCGUCUUAUAUGGAAGACGUA
Molecule: messenger RNA, 2930 nt
Organism: Neltuma alba
Lineage: Eukaryota; Viridiplantae; Streptophyta; Magnoliopsida; Fabales; Fabaceae
Product: protein PHOSPHATE STARVATION RESPONSE 1-like
Exons: 9
Coding region: 1113-2585 (490 amino acids)
Molecular function (GO): DNA binding; DNA-binding transcription factor activity
Source: RefSeq, a predicted model, not a curated record